UGUCCACCAGUUCAUUCUUUCUACACUUGGAAAGAAGUGAAACUUGACUUCAGAUGUGGCCAGAUUACAUUCAGAGGAGAACAAAACAUAUGGCCAAGAAUGCUAUACAUAUUUUUGCUGAACUAUCUGAGAGUACUUGAUGACGUCUUGAGACUUAAACCUGGAAUACCUACAUAUUAUCUAAAAAUAAGGAUGCUUCUCUACAUAACCCCAGUACAAUGACCACAUUCAGGAAAUUUAACAUUAAGACCUGAACACCGCUCCCAUAAAACCAUGGCUUGCCUUGGAUUUCAGAGGCACAAGGCUCAGCUGGACCUGGCUACCAGGACCUGGCCCUGCAUGCUCCUGUUUUCUCUUCUCUUCAUCCCUGUCUUCUCCAACGCAAUGCACGUGGCCCAGCCUGCUGUGGUGCUAGCCAGCAGCCGAGGCAUCGCCAGCUUUGUGUGUGAGUAUGCGUCUCCAGGCAAAGCCACUGAGAUCCGGGUGACAGUGCUUCGGCAGACCGACAGCCAGGUGACUGAAGUCUGUGCAGGAACAUACAUAAUGGGGAAUGAGUUGACCUUCCUAGAUGAUUCUAUCUGCAUGGGCACCUUCAGUGGAAAUAAAGUGAACCUCACCAUCCAAGGACUGAGGGCCAUGGACAUGGGGCUCUACAUCUGCAAGGUGGAGCUCAUGUACCCGCCGCCAUACUACAUGAGCAUAGGCAACGGAACCCAGAUUUACGUAAUUGAUCCAGAACCGUGCCCAGAUUCUGACUUCCUCCUCUGGAUCCUUGCAGCAGUUAGUUCGGGGUUGUUUUUUUAUAGCUUUCUCCUCACAGCUGUUUCUUUGAGCAAAAUGCUAAAGAAAAGAAGCCCUCUUACAACAGGGGUCUAUGUGAAAAUGCCCCCAACAGAGCCAGAAUGUGAAAAGCAAUUUCAGCCUUAUUUUAUUCCCAUCAAUUGAGAAACCAUUAUAAAGAAGAGAGGCUAUAUUUCAAUUUCCAAGAGCUGAGCCAAUUCUAACGUUUUUGUAUAUUUUGGGGGAGUUCAUCUCUCUUUAAUAUAAAGCUGGAUGCAGAACCCAAAUUACAUGUACUACAAUUUAAAGCAAAGGAGCAGAGAGACAGAGCUGGGAUGUUUCUAUCACAUCAGCUCUUCUUUUAGUGAAAGCAUCACUUGGGAUUGAUAUGGGGAUGCAGCAUUAUGAUAUGGGGUCAAGGAAUUAAGUUAGGGAAUGGCAUAGUCCAAGGAAAGAGCAGGCAGGAACUGAGGGAGAGGACUGUAUUGUACACACCUUAUAUUUACAUGUGAGAAGUUUAUAGCUAAAAUAAUCUUUUCAAGUUAAAAUUUAUGCCUUUUGUUUCUUAAACAAAUGUAUAAUUAUAUCAUGGCUUCAGAAAUACUCACAUGGCUAUGUUUUAGUCAGUGAUACCAAAGGUUUUAUUUCAUAUGUAUACAUAUAUAUUUUAAAUUUGACAGUAUUGUGCAUGGAGCCACAUAUGUUUUUGUGUAUUUGUUAAUGGUUUGAAUAUAAACACUAUAUGGCAGUGUCAUUCCACCAUGGGUCCCAGGGAAGUUUUGCAGAGGAGCUCAGGACACUAAUACACUAGGUAGAAUAUAAGGUCAUUUGCUAACUGGCUUGGAAACUGGAUGAGGCCAUAGCAGUGCUUGAUUGCACGGAAUUAUGCUGAGUUGGUGUUGACAUGUGCUUUGGGGCUUUUCCACCAGUUCCUUUCAGUGGUUUGCAAGGAAGUUACAGCUGGUGGUAUCUGAGUUGACUUGACAGACACUGUCUUGAAGACAAUGGCUCACUCCAGGAGACCUGUAGCUAUAACCUUCUAGGAAGCUCCAGUUUGAUGGGCCCAAUUCUUACAAACAUGUGGUUAAUGCCACCGACAGAAGAAAGCAGCAGGUGGCAGAAUGGGGUGCAUGAAGGUUUCUGAAAACCAACACUGCUGGUGUUUUUAACUCAAUAUUUUCCAUGAAAAUGCAACAACAUGUAUAAUAUUUUUAAUUAAAUAAAAAUCUGUGGUGGUCGUUUU
Saimiri boliviensis boliviensis (Bolivian squirrel monkey) is the source of this 2023-nucleotide messenger RNA. NCBI's taxonomy places the organism in Eukaryota, Metazoa, Chordata, Mammalia, Primates, Cebidae. The record is from RefSeq and is a predicted model, not a curated record.